AUGGCUGAUAUACCCCUCUUGCCAGUCACUAGGGACGGCGCGGAGGUCGAAGGAGGAGCCGCGAGGCCCAAGAAGAAGGAGACCAUGACAUCACUCUACCUCACCUUCUUCGAGACCGGCGCCGACGGCAAGAACCGUGUCUGCAGGCUCUGCGACAAGACAUAUUGCCUCACCACCGCCACCAGCAAUCUGGGGAAGCAUCUGAACAACCGGCACCCCGGCUACGACCAGCUCGCCGACCACCACCUCCAUCUGCAGGGCGAAAACUCUGCCCAGAGCGCCGUCUCCGGCAUGUUUGCCAGGAACAAGAAGCCGCACGCCCCGGCGCGAGCUCACCCGCAACCUCAGCCUCAGCCGCAGGCACAGGUUCAAGUUCAGUCUGUUCAGGCUCAGGCCAAAGCGCGGGCCGUCCGCGCUCAGCCUAGCGCGAAGCCGGCGGUGGACGUCGACUACGUCAACUGGUUGCUCCUUCGGUGGCUCAUCGGCUCCUCCUUCCCGCCCUCCACCCUCGAGGACAGCUCGUUUGUCGACAGCUGCAGGUAUCUGAACCCGGCCGUCAGGCUCUGGCCGAAGGAGAAGGCUCAGGAGAUCACCCUCCAGGUGUUCAGGAGCAUGAAGGAGGACGUCAAGGCGUCCCUGCAGCGCGUCAGGUCCCGGCUGUCCAUCUCCCUUGAGUUCUGGACUUCCUACGAGCAGAUAGUGUACCUGUCUGUCAAGUGCCACUGGAUCGACGAGAGCUGGGUCUCGCAGAAACUCCUGCUUGACGUGUGCCGGGUUCGGUGCCACUCCACCGGUGCUGACAUUCUGCGAGUUCUGCUGGCUGUCUUGCAGGAUUUUAACAUUGACUUGAAAAUCCUUGCUUGCACGCAUAAUAACAGCCAGCAUGCUAUCCAUGCCUGUGAAGAGCUCAGGCGGGAGCUCGAGUCCCGGAAGCUCCCCUUCUGCUACAUCCCCUGUGCCGCAAAGGCACUAGAGGUUAUCAUCGAAGAUGGCCUGCAAAAUGUGAAGCCUGUGCUGUCCAAGGCCCGCGAGUUUAUCCUCGAGACCAAUUCGAACCAGGAGAUGAUGGUGGAUUUUAAGCACUGGACUGAAGUUUACCAAGAAGGCCCGUGUAAAUUCCCUCUUGAUCAUUCGGCAAAUUGGAACGGCAACUACAAUGUGCUCGACAUAGUAAAGAAGGCCCCUAAUGCGAUGGAUAACACGAUCAAGAAGUUUCAAGACGUUUUUGGGUCGAGGGACUGGGUUCUGAGUGACGAGGAGAAGUCAGUGGUGAAUUCAUUGCACUCGUACCUUGAGCCGUUCUACAAAACUACGACCAACCUUUGUACCUGCAAAUUACCAACUGUUGGGCUGGUCUUCUUCUUCAUGGACCAUGUCUUUGAGUUGAUCAAUGUCUGCCAUGACAGCAGCCACCAGAAAUUGUUCGAGAAAAUCGCCAGAGACAUGUCCAAGACAGCUCGUGAAUUCACAUCUCAAGCUUACAACAUCUACACCUUCACGGCUGCCAUUCUUGAUCCGAGGAUCAAAGGAGAGCUCAUCCCUGACGCCCUCAACUCCGCCAGCAACUUGGAGGACGCAAGGGACCAUUUUGUCAGAGACUACAGCAGCAUCUUCCAAGCUGCCGGAAAUGGCUACAGCACCCAGCAAGACAACACUGAGGGUGAUGGCGCCUUCUCCUUUGCUGAAGAGAUUAUUCGCAAACGCCGUCGUGUCAGUAUGAGCACUGCCGCUGAUGAGCUCACUCAGUAUCUCGCGGAGCCCCCCGCACCGAUUUCCACUGAUGCUCUGGAAUGGUGGAGGGGGCACUCCUCCCGUUACCCACGGCUCUCGUUGAUGGCCCGUGACUUUUUGGCAAUCCAAGGGACCUCCUUGGAUCCUGAAGAACUGUUCACAAGCAAAGGGGACAGUAUCCACAAGCAGCAGUACUGCCUUCCUCUUAGUAGCAUGCAGGCUACAAUGUGUAUAAAAUCGUGGAUGCAAAGUGGGUAUCAGUUCAAUUUUCAGUCGACCAUCAUUGAUUUCGAGAGAUUAAUCGAGUCUGCUACUGCUCCUGAUGCUGUAAAUGGUCCAGAGUCUUCUUGA
Molecule: messenger RNA, 2082 nt
Organism: Triticum turgidum subsp. durum (durum wheat)
Lineage: Eukaryota; Viridiplantae; Streptophyta; Magnoliopsida; Poales; Poaceae
Source: the annotation of a GenBank genome assembly